UGAAAGAAAAUUUCACAAUGAGCCAAGGCGCUGGGUGUAGCGGACGACAUGCUACAGCUGAGGACUGCGGUGAUUCAUCUGGUGCUGCCACAAACUACAUCUGAACCAGAAUGCGGUGCCUUUCAUAAGUGAAAUGUGUCAGUUUGUGAUGAGUUUCCUUCUUCCUGGCCUUUGACACUUUGCUGGAAAUCAAGGCCAGCUGUUGGCUUUCACUUUUGCUAACACUAGCGCCGUUCCAGCUUUUCCACAUCUGGCAUAACUGUCCCUUCAUUCUUAUUUUCCUGCCUGUAACAUAAUCAAAAUCAAUUUUUAUUUCAUUUUCAGACAACAGUGUUGUUGUUUCGGACAAACUCCGAGACAUAAACGGGGACCAACGUUGUCGCCACAUGUGUGCCCUGUGGUGAAACGGACGCUUGUCUGUUUUCUGGCCCACUACAACUCCUCUCUCUUUUUGUCUUAUCUUCGGUUUAGGGAGAGCAAAUGUUUCUGUGUCUGUCGCCGCUGCAGUAAACAAUUCAGAUAAAGCCACAUUUGUUUGAGCUCCUCCCGAGGAAAGUUACCUGUGGCUUCUGUUUAAAAAAAAAAAAAAAAAAAAUGUGUAUACGCACACGGGGCCAGCUGCUGUCCCGUGUGAUACCCUCUACUGAAAGGGCUGUGUGGCACAUGUGCUGAGAGGUGAUGGACAGGGCCUGGCCUCCUCCUGCUCCUAUCGCUCCCUGUUAGCGCCUCCUCUCCUCCCCUACUUCUCGCUAAUCACAGUUGACAGGGCCCUGUGUAAGCCCAUGGAUAGAAAGAGCUAUGCUGACCUGUCUUGGUCUGGGGGAACGAGCACAGGUAGAGACAUGAUUGAAGGAAGGAAAAAAAAAGAAACACAAGGGGUUGUAAAUGCAAGAGCGUGCGUGGCAGAAACAUGCAGGGAGCGAAUCAAGAAAGAGACAAUAAAACGACUACAUGCACAACUGAUUUUUUUUUUUCAGCAAACAUCAGCUUGCUUUGCCUCGUUGUGGAUGCCUUUGUGCACAUGUCGCGUAUAUGCACUUUAUGUGACAGGCUGUAACCCCAGGAGAGCUUUGCGUGGACCUCCGGGAGGCGUGUGCCUCAUGAACUGUGAACAUACAGUAUGUACCCACGCACCCGGAAGAUCUGACGUUCUUGAUGCAAACCCUCCACUGUGACGUGCCGCUUAUCAUCAGUAACACUUAAAGUGGCAUGGCGGGAUAAAUAUUUCAGUGAGCUGGUGAAGUGGGGACAUUAGGGCUCAAGCAGAAGGCCAACCGCGCGACUAUUCUGGGAAUUUCCCUGCGCAAACCGUGCGCACGCUGAGCUCCCCUUUCUGCAGUCGCACUCCUCGCCCAAUUAAAAAUGGAUUCAUGCGAAGGCGGCGUGAGGCCCUCAGGUUGGCUUGGUGACCUUGCGAAAAUACUACAACCACAACCACAAAUCAAAACGUCCGCAGUCGGAUGAAACGUGAUCUGAAAUGUUUGUUCCUAAAUACACCAGAUUUAUUCCAGUCAGAGAGAAACUCAAAGGAAAUACAGGCCAGCACAAUUUUGUAUAAAAGUUUUUUUCCCCCUGCUGUUUAAAUAAAAAAAAAUAAAAAAAAAUAAGAUAAAAUAAAACAUAUGAGUACACUGCAUAAAUGUUUUAAGAUAAAGCUUAGAACAAUUUAAACAUUUGUCAGUGAGGACAACGCCUGCUGGGCUGGCUGAGGAGGAUUUGGGGGGUUCACUGCUGCUGUAAUAUCUUUCUGCCUGUGUGGAGCAGGAACUCGGGGGUGUGAAUGGGGCUGAGGCUCGCGGCUGCUUGGGGAGCUGGUGACAAACACUCCGGAUUUGCCCCUUCAAAACGCCGAGCAACAACCUGGAGGACACUCACCAAGGCAGCUUAAAUUUCUCGGCAGCGGGAGACUCUCGUAGCAUUUCAGGAGAACCUGGGAAGUGUCCAAACAAAUGGUUUACGGGUGAAUGUUCGCGGAGCGGGGCUGAUGUUUCGGAAGGACUGCUGCCUCUGCUGCUGCUGCUGCUGCUACUACUGCUGCUGCACGGACCGGGCCGUGCAACCACAAGGAAAAGAGAAUGACAGCAGGAAUCAAAGAGACGGCGCGCCACAAAGGAGGGCAACGCGGGACGUGUGCCUACGGAGGAGCAGUGCCCUAGAUCUGUGAAGCAUCUGACUUAUUCUGUCAUCCCGGCUCCUCUUAUGCUGUUUGGGGCGGCAGUUCCUCAUCCUGCACCUGGAAAAACAAAGAGAGAAAGCAUUCCCUGGCAGUGCGUCUCCAUGCGUAAAUGGAGAGGCAAAUGUGCGUAUGGGCUGCAGCCUGUUUUUUCAAUGCGCUUACAAUAAGUUAUGUUUGCUUUGCCACUAACUCAUGUGCUAUCCCAUGACGACACCGGUAUAGAUGCAUUAUAGACUUCCUCAUAUUUCAUAUCUGCCAUGAGUGAUGGCGAUGCCUGCAGACGCGUACAGUACCGGUGCGCAGAGUAGCACUUGUGAAAAAAGCUUCAGCGCACCGGAUCGCAAUGGUUAUGUGAAAACAUGUGUCAUCCCACUGUGCCGUGACCGAGGGUAUGACUCGUGGGUGAGGCUAAUGUUCACAAAAAUAUGGAGUUCCCAGAGAUUCCGGAGUGCGGUGUGUGUGGGGUCGCUUUCGGUCUUUCUCGCUCUGCUGGUCAAAUGUGCAGACUGGAAAGCUGAAGCCAGCAGCAGCAGCAGCAGCAGCAGCGCUGACAACAGACUCUCGCAUUCAUCGUCCCCCCUUCACUUCGUUUCAGGCUGCGCAGCGGAGCUGUUGCAAACUUGCUGGAGUGUGGUUUCGCCAUUGUUCACCCUCGUAUGUGCCUUCUUUUGGGUCGGUGUGUACUUAAUCCGCUGCGGGGUUCUGAUCCAGACCACCCUCUCUCUCCUAACCUUGUGUCACCUGGGUGAAGUAGCGGCGUGGUCUCUCCUUGACGGGACAGAUGAGCCGCUGUUUUCAUUCACCACAGCGGCCGUGGUUGUGCUCAUCUGCGCGGCCACCGGCGCACUCAUGGUAGCACGGCUGAACCAGGGCAUAUCGGUGGUUGUUUUCAUCAGCGUAGUCAGGACUAUUUCACUCUUCUCGCUGCACAAAGUGCGGGCCACUUGGAGACCGUACGUAGCGUACCUGGUUGGAGUGCUGGGCAUCCUGCUGGCGAGGUAUGCUGACAAGCUCCUUCCCAACCAAGGGAGACACAAGGAGGGCUGCACCCCCGUGACUGGAGCCAGGGAAGAGAUCCCUGUAUUUAAAAGGCGCAGGAGGUCCAGUUCUGUGAUAGCAUCAGACAUGGCACACAGUCAGUCCAACAGUAAGUCACAUCGCCGGACCUCUCUGCCAUGCAUCCAGAGGGACCAGAUGCUCUCCCGCUCAGAGUGGGACCACAAGAGAGGCUCCCGAGGAUCACAGUCGUCGGGCACCACUGUCUUGGUGGACAUAGCGGUGAUGGGAGAGGCCCACGGACUGAUCACAGACCUGCUGGCUGACCCGUCUUUGCCCCCCAACACCUGCACCUCGCUGAGGGCCGUCAGCAACCUGCUAACCACCCAGCUCACCUUCCAGCCGCUGCACCGGCCACGCCCUGCCCCCCUGCUCAACCCCAGCGAUGCCUACAUCUGCUCCGACUCAGAGGAGGGACCCGAGAAAGGAGAGAAGACAUCCAUCCACAAGCGCCUGAGGCGGAGUCUCCACCCCGGCCUUUUGAGGAGGAUCUCGUCCACGUGGACCACCACCACCUCCGCCACAGGACUGCCCACCAUUGAGCCAGGGCCCGUCCGCAGGGACCGCAGCGCCAGCAUCAAACCCUACCACGAGUCCCUCACCUGCAGUUGCGGGAGACCAUACAUCAAAUUGAGCCAUGGGGAAGGAUCUAUAGACAAAGGAGAUAGGAUACCACGAUCAGCAGAGGACCAAGUGGUUGCGUCGUCGGACUACGACAGCACCCACGAAGCCAACCACAGUGACAGCAGCGAUGUAGCACAUACAUGUACAGAGGAGGACGCGGAAGACGGGAAAACCCCGUCCCAGAAUGUAAUCCUCCACACAUUAAUACCUCCGGAGGACAAACCAAUUCUGGCGCCAGAGCCGUUAAUAAUGGAGGACUUGGAGCCUUUGAUGAGUCAGCUAAACAAUUGGAACUUCCCCAUAUUCGACUUGAUGGAGAGGACCAGUGGGAAAUGUGGACGGAUCCUCAGUCAGGUAUCUUACAGGCUCUUUGAGGACACUGGCCUGUUCGAGACUUUUAAGAUCCCUGUAAAAGAAUUCAUGAACUACUUCCACGCUCUUGAGAAUGGUUACCGAGACAUACCGUAUCACAACAGGGUCCACGCCACAGAUGUGCUCCAUGCCGUCUGGUACCUCACCACGCAGGCUGUGCCCGGCCUUCCAAGCCUCAUAACGGACCACGGCUCUGCCAGUGACUCAGACUCCGACAGUGGAAUAACACACAGUCACAUGGGCUUCCUGGUUUCAAAGACCUACACUGUGUCAGAAGAUGGUUAUGGCUGCCUGUCAGGCCUCAUACCUGCUCUGGAGCUCAUGGCCCUUUACGUGGCAGCUGCAAUGCACGAUUACGAUCACCCAGGCCGGACAAACGCGUUCCUUGUGGCCACCAGUGCCCCACAGGCAGUGCUCUACAACGAUCGCUCCGUCCUGGAAAACCAUCAUGCUGCCUCGGCCUGGAACCUCUUCAUGUCACAGCCGGAGUACAACUUCCUGGUCAACCUGGACCAUGUGGAGUUCAAACGUUUCCGCUUCCUGGUCAUUGAGGCCAUACUGGCCACCGAUCUGAAGAAGCACUUUGACUUCCUGGCAGAGUUCAACGCUAAGGUGGGUGAUGAUCCGUCCACAGGCAUCGACUGGUCCAACGAGAAUGACAGGUUGCUGGUCUGCCAGAUGUGCAUUAAGCUAGCUGACAUCAAUGGACCUCUGAAGUGCAAGGACCUGCAUCUGCAGUGGACAGAGGGCAUCGUCAACGAGUUCUACGAACAGGGUGAUGAGGAGACCAGCAUGGGCCUUCCUAUCAGCCCCUUCAUGGAUAGAGCAGCGCCGCAGCUGGCCAAACUCCAGGAGUCGUUCAUCACACACAUCGUUGGGCCACUGUGUAACUCCUAUGACUCAGCCUGCCUCAUGCCUGGGAGAUGGGUGGAACCCAACCCGGAGGCAGAGGAGCCAGAGAUCACGGAGAACGAGGAGGAGGAUGAGGAGGAUACUGCAGAGGAAGACACAUCCACCAGCUCAGAAACAUCACAGAAAGCAGCUACCAAGAAGAGGAGGAAAGUCUUCUGCCAGAUUACCCAGCACCUGCUGGAGAACCACGAGAUGUGGAAGAAGGUGAUCUCGGAGGAGGCCCAGAAACAGGGCCAGGGAACAGAAUCUGUCCAUUUAAACAAUGUAGCUGAACCAAUUCUGGCUAUUCGCGAGGAGGAAGAGGAGUCCGGCAGCAGAGAGGAGCUGGUAGAAGGAGAGGAUCCAGAGGAAGAAGUGGAGGAACCAGAGUGGUCCGUGUCUCUGAAGGAAGACUGUAAACCUCCAGAGGAACUAAAGGAGGCGGACCCACAGUGAAACUGCCCAUGACAUCAGUCAGGACAAGGACGUGAAGAAGUAUUACUUUUUUUCUUACCCUAUCAACUGACUCCUGUUUUUGCCAGCACAUCACUUAGACACAACACUGUAGAUGUUUGGGAAAUGUGUGCCUAUACAGAAAAAAAAAACAGGGUGGGAAAAUCUGUGCUUUACACAUUUUAUCUGAAUAUGCGGUUUCACCAAACAUUUAAAGGACCUUUCCAUAUUGCAAUACGGGAUUGUUCAUGUACUUUGGGAUACAGACUCUUUUGCUACUGUCAAGAGAAGAAGAAGACUGGUUGCACAGGCUUCGAGCCAGUGUGGUAACACAGGACUGCAGACGUUUGCUGCCAAUUUAUACAUAAUUAUUUUCUGAAUGCAGUUAUAUAUAGACAUCACAGUUACUUGUACUUGUGUUUUCAAUUCUAGCGUUAUUUUGUGGUCUCACCGGGGGCUGUAAUAUGUUUUAUUUUGUAUACAGUACAUAGAUUAUAAAGGGAGUCAGAGACAAAUGCGGACCAUUGGCGUAAUUUUCCUCCUUUCAACUUCUGCCAAAAUGAAUCAGUCACCGCUGGGCUUUAACAUACACAUUCAGACACAUGCUCAUAUUAUCUGUUUGUUGCCAAAUUAAGUACCAUUAUGUGGAGUCACAUUAUCUUAACACAGAGAUUUUAGGCUCGUCACUCUUUGUAUGUCCGUAUGUGUGCGCCUUGUUUGCUUGAAAGGAUUCUUUCACAUGCACUCCCCAAUUCCCCUGCAGAGGAUACAGAUGAAUUCAUCUAAUUACUGAAUAUCUGCACAGUGAAUAAAGGUAAACAUGCCGUAACCUCCACUGACGGGCGGCAGUUUGAAAUAAACAUGUGCUAAGUACAAGGCCAUUAAGAGACCUGACACAAAGCAUACACCAACACAACCAAAACGUGAGGGGAAUGUCAAUAAAGCUGGAAAUCAUUCAUUCCAAACAUUACAAAGUUAUUUUAAAAGGGCCACAUGCAGACUAACCACUUCAUUUUUCUUUCCUAUUAAUUUGUGACUGUGUUUAGACUCAGUGUGCUGUAUUACGCUCCAUACUCACUGAUCCUAUUUAUAUGAAAACCUCCAAAUGAUGCUGAUCUCCAAUCCUCAGGAAAAACCUUCAGCUGUUUAAAUUCAGAGUUAAAUUCAUACGAAUCGUCCGCCAGAAGAAAAAUCAUGAACGUUUAAAAACGCACAAGGGUACUAACAAUUUUGAAGUCUCUGUCAGUCUCUGUGAUCGUUGCAUAGUGAAUCUGUCUGAUUCCUCUCCUGGCAUCUCAGGGAGACAUUCACUCUUAACAGCAGGCAGCAGUCCAGAGUGCAUUAGUCGGACGUAGGUCAUACAAACACAAAUCACAACUGUUAUGGUGAUGAUACAUGACCAAAUUAUUCUGGACAAUUUAGCGAGAAAUUAUUUUUUACGUACAAAAAGGAGUUUUGAAUAUACUGAAGGCUGAUAAAAGCUAUUUUGGCAAAUUUCCAAAAUCAGCCAGUUGUGCGUCAGGUGACCCGUCUACAGCGCAAAUAUUCUCACAGCAGUGGAAACAAAAACAAUACUCUGAAAAAAAUAGUUUGCUGUCACUCAAUUUCUUUUCUUCUUAAAAUCCUAUAUGCUGCGGAUUCUGUUAAACCUAUUAAUUAACCAACGUAACAUUAAUGGCGAUUUGACUCUUCAAAGCAUGAAUUGAUUCAGUCCUUAUUCAUUUACGUCCACAUUGCUUCGAUUUUUACCAUUUUACCAAUAACGGUGGAAAAAAACUGCAUGUGUAGUAACGUUACAAUCACUGUGACAAUUUUUAAAAAAAGAGAAAGUUACUUUUUCAGUGAUGGGUCAGGACUGAAGUCACAACAAUAACUUUCACCUUAAAUAAAGCCAUAAUUACACAUGGAGGUUCACACAGUAAGAUGCCAAAAUGCCAACUUUCCUUUAAUAGCUCUACACUUUAGUGCUCCACACUGAUUUUGUGGCUCAAGACUCCUUUGCGAGGACACUGAGGCCAUAUGUAACAAAUAAUCCACUGCAAGAUUAGCAGUGUCUUCAUUUUGAUAUGUAAAUCUGAAUCUCCUAUGGGCUGUGCUCUCAUCCCCCAUGAUCACAUUUAUCUAAACUGGUCUUCAAAAAAAGCCAAACAAAACACACGCUUUGCUGGUUUUGGCUGAAAUCACAUCUAAAGAUCCAGACAUGUAGAACAUUGUGUCCCUCUAUCCGCUCCUCCACUAACACACUUUGUCGCCACACAAUGUUCUUGGCCGUAGCGAACUGCUCAUCCAAAAUAGCUGCCCUGUCUCUGCCACAGUGUCUGUCGCCGACACACACACACGCACACAUACACACAAGCUCGGUAAUUGGCUGACCUACGCAGUCCCUAUGUCAGACUAGAAUUGUUCGAGGUCAAUGAAUCAGAACAAAUGACCGUUGUGUAGCUUCGCCUCCUGUAUCUUAUACACUUCCCGCUUCAUGCCAAAUGAGCUGUAGCCACAAUACCAGAAAUAACUGACACAUUUAAUUUAAAUUAUGAAUAACCUGGUUAGCUGAGAUGAAAGCUCAUCUAAUCAUCUAAUUGGAAAACUAAUGUGCUUUCUUUCAUUUCUAUUAUGUAACUUCCAUACAGUUACAUAAUUGCGGCGCCUUCAAAAACUCCUGCUUUGUGAAUGUACAUAAAGUUCAGUAUACAGUAUAUGUGCACGGGCAAGAGAGUGCGCGUUUGUCUCUGUGUGUAUUUAAAAUCUUCCACCGGCCCCUCUAAUGUGACUCUGUCCUGUAUUUAGUUAUCUCGUACUGUUGCUCGUCGCUUUCCUUCACAUUGGUGAUGUAAUGGAGGGGAAAGUGAUGCAGAGAGUAGUUCUCCAUUUCUUCACAGAUGAAAUCAUCAUUCACAGACGGUCCUAUAGCAUAUUUCUCCUUGCGCUUCCUCUUUGAUCUGAGUGCUGCUCGCGGAGCAUUCGGCGCAUCUCUCAUCUUUAAAGGCAAAUGGAUUCUGUCCACUGCGUUAAUUUGGCGAUCUAAUGUUUUAUUUUUAGAGUGGAUGACCAACGCGUUAUAGCCCACAGUCACGUCUGUCUCAAAUCAGUAAUAGCAUUUGAGCUGAUUUCAUUUCUUUCCUCUUUUCUUUUUAUCUCGUUUUAUUUGACGCUUAUUCACACAUGUAGAAUAACUGUAACCAUGGGAACCAAACAAGCUUUACAAUUGUGUAAACUAAAUGAGUAUUUUUAUAUAGUUGACACAUGAUUAAAUAAUUAAUUGCUUUCUUCUCACUAGUACCUUGCACUUACCACAUGUACUAAGGAAGAAUAUGUCCAAAUACACAGUAUUUGUGAAAGUAAAAUAAUUAAUUUCCUUGCAGGUCGAUGCUCCAUUUUGUACAAUAUACAUAACUAUAUGCUGUACAGUAAAGAAAUUUUAAAACUACAAAAACUCUUUUAGAUAUACAUUAUUUAUUUUUACCAUUUUGUAAUUUAGACACUAUACUGUAGCUCCAAUAUUGCCAGACCUACUGGAAGUGCCUAUAUUGGUAUUAUGUAUCAUACAGUGAAUAUAUUUGAUGAUCAUUAGACGUUGUCACAAACUGAACCAUGUGGAUGUUGUAAUGUGAAUACAUUGAAUUAUAAGA
This is a messenger RNA of Mugil cephalus (flathead mullet), 9201 nucleotides long. Its product is annotated as cGMP-inhibited 3',5'-cyclic phosphodiesterase A-like. Gene Ontology annotation, biological process: positive regulation of oocyte development; oocyte maturation. The record is from RefSeq and is a predicted model, not a curated record. Gene Ontology annotation, cellular component: cytosol. Gene Ontology annotation, molecular function: 3',5'-cyclic-AMP phosphodiesterase activity. The coding region runs from base 2441 to 5575 and encodes 1044 amino acids. Lineage: Eukaryota; Metazoa; Chordata; Actinopteri; Mugiliformes; Mugilidae. The transcript is spliced from 14 exons.